Messenger RNA from Nanorana parkeri, 792 nucleotides. RefSeq names its product tyrosinase-like. The annotation marks the transcript as partial. The record is from RefSeq and is a predicted model, not a curated record. Gene Ontology annotation, molecular function: tyrosinase activity. NCBI's taxonomy places the organism in Eukaryota, Metazoa, Chordata, Amphibia, Anura, Dicroglossidae. The transcript has a single exon. Gene Ontology annotation, biological process: pigmentation; melanin biosynthetic process.
GGAGUCAUGCUGAACCUCAUCCUCCUCCUGAUUUUCUGCCUCUCUGCUGUGGACAGCCAGUUCCCACGAGUCUGCACUACAGAAGCCGCCUUUCUCACCAAGAGUUGUUGUCCACUUUGGAAGGACAAAAGUCCUUGUGGUUCUUUGUCAGGCCGAGGAAGAUGCAGGAACUGGUUGACUUUUACGGGGAAAGAAGUUCCUCAAUACAAUGAUGAUCGUCUAGACUGGCCAAGACACUAUUAUGAAAAUACUUGUGAGUGCCAUGGAAACUUCAGCGGCUUUGACUGCGGCGACUGUAAAUUUGGACUUCAUGGAGAGAAAUGUGAGCGGAAGAAAGAGAUUGUGCGGCGGGAGCUGCGGGAACUGACCUUUUUAGAGCAGAAAAGAUUAUUCAGUUACUUGGCUCUGGCAAAGACCACAAAAAGCUGCGACUUUGUUAUCCUGAGUACUGGAGACCGGCAUCACCGUGAGACCUAUCGCUUUGUAGAUGCCUCUUUAUACGAUGUCUUUGCAUGGAUGCAUUAUUACUCCAUGAAGCCCAUCCUGAGAAACAGUACAUUUGACCCAAAUAAAAACUUUGCCCAUCAAGGCCCAGUAUUCCCCGGAUGGCAUCGUCUAAACCUCCUCUUCCUGGAGAGACAAAUUCAGCUGAUGACGGGAGAUGAGGACUUUGCUAUUCCAUACUAUGACUGGCGAGGAGAGAAGAACUGCUCCAUCUGCACUGAUGAUCUAUUGGGCACCAAUGACGCUCAGGCUGUCCUGAGUCCCUACUCCCAUUUCUCCUUCUGGAAG